Molecule: messenger RNA, 1443 nt
Organism: Cutaneotrichosporon oleaginosum
Lineage: Eukaryota; Fungi; Basidiomycota; Tremellomycetes; Trichosporonales; Trichosporonaceae
Source: RefSeq, a predicted model, not a curated record
AUGCGCGUCGCCGUCGUGGGCUGUCUCCACGGCUCAUUCGCCGAGCUCUACCGCACCCUGCCCCCCGUGGAUCUCGUGCUAUGCUGCGGCGACCUGCAGGCCUUUCGCAACGCUUCCGAUAUGGAGUCUUGCCACCUGCUUCCAGACCAGCGCAAGCUGGGCAGUUUCCACAAGUACUACGCUGCUCCCCGCGACAUCCCUCUCACUAUUGUCGUAGGAGGAAACCAUGAAGCGAGCAACUACCUCGGCGAGCUCUUCUACGGCGGCUGGCUCGCUCACAACAUCUACUACCUUGGAGUGGCGGGCAGCGUGAUGGUUAACGGUCUGCGCAUCGCGGGCGCCAGCGGCAUCUACAGGAAGGGUACGGAGGGCUGUGGAUACUUCGAGCGCGUCCCCCUGUCCGAAAAGAGACUUCACACCAUCUACCACAUCCGCAAAUGGAAUGAGGAGCGCCUCAGGUUUCUCUCGGACGUAGACAUCUUUCUCUCCCACGACUGGCCCGCCGAAAUCAUUAAGCAUGGUGACUGGAAGAGACUGUUCAGGUUUUCACCCCAAUUCAAGCCCUUGGUCUCCUCGGGCAAGCUCGGCGCCCCACCACUUAUGCGCAUCCUCGACGCCACUCGCCCGAGGUACUGGUUCGCUGCGCACCGGCACAUCAAGUUUCCAGCCGUCAAGACUCACCCUCCUAAAGCAGCGAAGGGGGAGAGAGGCCACGAACAAGACCCCACACCCGCGGCGUGGCUGAGCACUCACACCAUCUAUCGAAACCCGCCCCCAGGCCGUGAUCUGUUGAAUACACCGCCACAACCCGGCCACCGGGCAACGCGAUUUCUGGCUCUUUCCAAGCCUAGCGAUGACGGUUGGACGGGCGCGUGGCAGGUGGUACUCGACAUUUCAGCGCCCUCUGAAGCGUUACCCCCAGCUCUCACCUUUGACUACGAGUGGCUCGCGAUCACCAAAGGCGCCCACCCGAUCCCCACAAACUGCGAUCCUCUCGCACGCGACGCUGAAGGGGGCCUACCCUCGAUGCUUCCGGACAACUUCGAGGAACGCACUCUUGCAAUUCUUAAUGCCUUGGUCGACCCCCGCUUCUCGGGACCCAUCUCAGACAUCCAGACCUUCGCUAAGACUGCGCCAGCCGCGGGCGGAGGCGCGCCUCUAGCCCACUACACGAAUCCGCAGACGACAGCGUUUUGUGCCAUGCUUGGCAUCGAGGACCUCACGAACCCACCUCCGAUGCAGCACCCGCUCCCGCCUCGGCCCCAGACAGGCGGCGACGGCGAUAGCUGGCACUACCACGACGGGGCCAGCAAGGGCUGCAGCUGUACUAGCGGACCCGGUGAUACUGAUGGUUGGCGUCCUAUCGGGAGCGACGGUCACAGCCGCAACACUGGCGACGAUUAUUACCGGCCCCACGACACCUACAUCCCGGAGGACUACUAA